Messenger RNA from Neomonachus schauinslandi (Hawaiian monk seal), 2640 nucleotides. It is a transcript of the gene MCM10, whose product is annotated as minichromosome maintenance 10 replication initiation factor. Bases 1 to 2622 code for a protein of 873 amino acids. The record is from RefSeq and is a predicted model, not a curated record. The transcript is spliced from 19 exons. Gene Ontology annotation, molecular function: single-stranded DNA binding; DNA replication origin binding. Lineage: Eukaryota; Metazoa; Chordata; Mammalia; Carnivora; Phocidae. Gene Ontology annotation, biological process: DNA replication initiation; DNA replication. Gene Ontology annotation, cellular component: nucleus; replication fork protection complex.
AUGGAUGGGGAGGAAGAUGAUUUGUCUCUGCUGACUGCACUGCUGGAGGAGAAUGAGUCCGCCUUGGAUUGUAGUCCAGAAGAGAGUCACCCCUUGACCCAGGAGGAUGGUGAACCUGACGCAUAUGACGAACUCUUUGAUGCAGAUGGUGACGGUGAAUCUUAUUCAGAGGAGGCUGCUGAUGGAGAACUGGGAGAGACUGAAGACCGAAAGGAAAAUUUGGCCACUCUUUUUGGAGAUAUGGGGGACUUAACAGAUGAAGAAGAAGUUCCCAUGCAGCAAUCACCUAAAAAUAGAGUCCUCCCCGCGCCUGGUCCCAAUCAGGGGAAAACUGAUCAAGAGUUGCAAGAUGAAUUAAAGAAGUUGCAAGAGCAGAUGAAAUCCUUACAAGAGCAGCUAAAAAUGGCAACAAUUAAGCAGCCUACAAGUCCAUCCCUUCUGCCUAAAUCUGAGAAGUCUCCACGCCCCCCUCUUAAAGAGAAGAAAGUUCAGAGAAUUCAGGAGUCGACAUGCUUUUUUGCAGAGCUUGAUAUCCCUAUUCCACCAAAAACCAAGCGGGUGGCUCGGACACCAAAGGUUUCACCUGCAGAGCCCAAAAGCUCAUCUUUGAGGAUGACAAAUACACCUUCCCAACCACUCCGAACUACUCCUGGAAACAAACCUAGUGGGUUGACCAGAGAUCAGAGCGCAGGGACCCCCAGGAGUUCUGCGGAACCGGCUCAGACAGUGGUUUCCGUGGAAGCCUUCUCGGGCCUGAGGCUCAGGCGACCUCGAGUGUCCUCCACAGAGAUGAACAAGAAAAUGGUCGGCCGAAAACUGAUCAGACUGUCUCAGCUCAAGGAAAAGAUGGCAAGUGAGAAGCUAGAAGAAGUAGACUGGGUGACUUUUGGGGUUAUAUUGAAGAAAAUCACUCCACAGAGUUGUAAGAGUGGAAAAACAUUUAGUAUCUGGCAACUGAAUGAUCUCCGUGACCUGACACGGUAUGUGUCAUUGUUCUUGUUUGGAGAAGUUCACAAAGAACUCUGGAAGACUGAACAGGGUACUGUCAUAGGGCUGCUCAACGCUAACCCCAUGAAGCCCAAGGAUGGUUCAGAGGAGGUAUGUUUGUCUAUUGAUCAUCCUCAGAAGAUUUUAAUCAUGGGUGAAGCUCUUGACCUGGGAACCUGUAAAGCAAAGAAGAAGAAUGGACAGCUGUGUACACAGACUGUUAAUUUGAAUGACUGUGAGUACUGUCAGUACCACAUCCAGGCCCAGUACAAGAAGCUCAGCGCCAGGCGAUCCGACUUGCAGUCCACCUUCUCCGGAGGACGAAUUCCAAAGAGGUUUACCCGCAAAGGCACCAGCCUAAGAGAACGGCUGUGUCAGGAUGAUUUUUACUAUGGAGGGGUUUCUUCUGCAUCCUAUGCAGCCUCAAUUGCAGCCGCUGUUGCUCCUAAAAAGAAGAUUCAAACCACUCUGACUAAUCUGGUUGUUAAGGGGACAGACUUGAUCAUUCAGGAAACCCAACAAAAGCUUGGAAUACCCCAGAAGAGCUUGUCUUGCUCUGAGGAAUUUAGGGAACUGAUGGAUUUGCCUACGUUUGGAGCCAGAAACUUAAAACAACAUUUAGCCAAAGCCAGGUUAUCAGGGGUGACGGGGAGCCUGAAACCUACUUUCCAGUCUAUCUCAGCAUCAGCCCUCUUGAAGCAGCAGAAGCAGCAUGUGCUGGAGAUGAGGAAGAAGAGGUCAGAAGAAAUGCAGAAACGAUUUCUCCAAAGCUCAAAUGGGGUUGAGAGCCCAGCUGUGCCACCCUCUUCUCAACGGGCCCCUUCUCAGUCUCUGCAAAUGGGGGCUGCGUUGCCCGGCCUAGAAGGAACGCCAGCCACACAGAUACCCAAGCUUGGGCGAGGCAUCUCAGAAGGAGAUGAUGUUCUCUUUUUUGAUGAGUCGCCACCACCAAGACCAAAACUGAGUGCUUUAGCAGAAGCCAAAAAGUUAGCUGCCAUAACCAAAUUAAGGGCAAAAGGCCAGAUUCUUACAAAAACAGACCCAAACAGCAUUAAAAAGAAGCAAAAGGACCCCCAGGAUGUCCUGGAAGUGAAGGAACGCGUAGAGAACAACACCUUUUCUCCUCAAGCUGAAGAUGAAUUGGAGCCUGCCAGGAAAAGAAGGAGAGAACAACUUGCCUACCUGGAAUCUGAGGAAUUUCAGAAAAUUCUAAAAGCAAAAUCAAAGCACACAGGGAUACUCAAAGAGGCUGAGGCUGAGCUGCAGGAACGUUAUUUUGAGCCACUGGUGAAAAAGGAACAAAUGGAAGAAAAGAUGAGAAGCAUCAGAGAAGUGAAAUGUCAAGUAGUGACAUGCAAGACGUGUGCCUACACCCACUUCAAGCCUUUGGAGACCUGCAUCAGUGAGCAGCAUGACUACCACUGGCAUGACGGCCUAAAGAGGUUUUUCAAGUGUCCCUGUGGAAACAGAAGCAUCUCCCUGCAUAGGCUCCCCAAAAAGCACUGCAGUAACUGUGGCCUCUUCAAAUGGGAACGAGAUGGAAUGCUAAAGGAAAAAACAGGCCCAAAGAUAGGAGGAGAAACCCUGUUACCACGAGGAGAAGAACAUGCCAAAUUUCUGAAUAGCCUUAAAUAGCCCUGACUUCAAACAGGU